AUGAACAGUGAGCUUUUAUUAGUGGAUUUUAGUUUUGGUGAAUUAGCCGCUACAACGAGUAACAAUUAUUUGUGCCAAGUCUGCGGCGAUAGAGCGUCCGGUUUCCAUUACGGCGUUUUUGCAUGCGAAGGUUGCAAGGGUUUUUUUCGCCGUUCCAUUCAGCAGAAAAUUCAAUAUCGUCCGUGCACAAGAAGCCAACAAUGUAUCGUCGCACGGAACAAUCGUAAUCGAUGUCAACAUUGUAGGCUACAAAAAUGUAUCAAAGUCGGAAUGUCAAGAGAAGCCGUUCGAUUCGGUCGUGUACCAAAGCAUGAAAAGGUUAGAAUGGCUGAGGAAUUGGCUCGCGUUACAGCGCGUACGCUAACUGAUGCAGUUCAAAGUGCACUUAUUGAUAGUGAUUCAGUAAUAGAAUCCUGCUUUACCGGUUUCUUACAGCUAAUAGACAAUGUGAAGAAGCUUCUCGAUAAACCUCCGGUGCAAACUGUCUGUCCUGUGGGAAGGGUAAAUGCUCAUCAUGCAAUAAAAGCAGCUUACGAUUUCUCUCAGUCAAUUCCAGGAUUCAGUAUGUUACAUCAUCAAGACCGAGUUCAGUUACUGAGGGGUACGUUAUUUCAAACGAUUGUACUAGCAAUGCUCUCAUCGCUUAACUCCAAUAAAACUCACUUAACACUUCAAUCACCAGUCGGACAACAUGUCCAUCAAUAUUUCUAUUCAUCCUUAAAUGCUUUUUUGCAAAAAUUUAACACAUUAAAAUUGACUAAUCAACAGAUAGCAUUAAUCGGUGCUGCAGGUAUGUGUGUUUCCGAUAAACCCCUCAUGCAUCAUCCGGAAUUGAUUGCAUUUAUUCACAAUCGUUUAAGUGAUCUAUUUCAAGCAACAUUUUCGGAAGAUUGUCGUGCUGCAGCACCACAACUCUUGCAUACAGUUUUAUGCGAGUUGAGAAUGCAAAAUGUAGUACAUCAGCAAAGUCUUGAAGCAAUAACAAUUUGGCCUACCACAUGUUGUUCCUCGUCAUCAUCUGUUGCAUCUAAUUCGGAUGAUAGCAUUAUCUCAAAUACCAUAAGAACAGGUAUGAGUGAUAAUACAUCACGAAAUAUUGACACCGAAUUGUCAGUAUUAGGAAAUUAUGGCUUUAUACAAGGGCAGCACCAAUUAGAACAACCAUUGCAAGAAUUAAUUUCUCCACUUUCUGUUGAAAAUCAACAACAUGAUGACAUAAAAAAAGGAUAUGCUAGAGGAAAUUGUAGUCAACAUAGAUCGGAAAAUGAUCCAGACGGCUUACAAUUACAAUCAACCAUUCGAAUUCAACCAUCCAUUGUUGAAACUCACCGAUCUGUUGCCUCAUUACUCAAUCAACCACCUAUUUUACCGAUAGCAUUAGCUACAAUACGAAAUAAUUUUGCUCAAAACUGUCAACAAUCGGCAGUAUUAUAUCGAUCGACAACACCAAUAUUGCGCAGUACCACUUUACACGACAUGAAAAUAUCAAAUGAGAUAAUGGAAUCAAUAAAUGAAGAGCCAUUAGAUUUAAGCAUAAAACGUUGA
Molecule: messenger RNA, 1545 nt
Organism: Cercopithifilaria johnstoni
Lineage: Eukaryota; Metazoa; Nematoda; Chromadorea; Rhabditida; Onchocercidae
Source: the annotation of a GenBank genome assembly